This is a messenger RNA of Oenanthe melanoleuca, 2401 nucleotides long. It is a transcript of the gene COQ10B, whose product is annotated as coenzyme Q10B. Gene Ontology annotation, cellular component: mitochondrion. Gene Ontology annotation, biological process: ubiquinone biosynthetic process; cellular respiration. Bases 576 to 1241 code for a protein of 221 amino acids. Gene Ontology annotation, molecular function: ubiquinone binding. Lineage: Eukaryota; Metazoa; Chordata; Aves; Passeriformes; Muscicapidae. The transcript has 5 exons. The record is from RefSeq and is a predicted model, not a curated record.
GUAACACAUAUUGUAUAAAAUAUGAAAGGUGUGAUGAGUUACAUUUAAACAGUAGGUCUCCAAUCGCAGAGUAAUUGUAAAACACGCUUUCCUUGAGAGAGCCUGUAUUGGAAAGGUGAAUUGCGAGAAAGCGUUAAUUAAUAACUUCUUGGUUUCAGGUUGUGUCAAACGGUGCUCAGUGAUUACAGCCAGGUCUGUGGCCGUACUGUUUAAGCUGCUGCUGCUGCUGACUGUAACCCUGAGCACGCACCGAGCGGAGGCGGGACGAGCACCAGCGACUCCUCCCGCGGACGCGCCGGGUCAGGCGCUCUGCGGGACACGGGGACGGACACGGGGACGGACAGGGGGACGGACAGGGGGACGGACAGGGGGACGGAGCCGCUCCCGCCGCUCGCUGGGGGCACCUCCCGCGCUCCAGCCCAAUUAUGGCCGCGCGCGGGGCUCGCGCGCCGCCGGGCCAAUCAGGCGGAGCGCGCGGGCGCGCGCGCUGUCCCGUGACCGCGCGCCCCCGCAGGCAGGGCGGGCCGAGCCCACGCCGCGGCUGAGGCGACAGGCGCGACAGCAGCGCGGCCGGGAUGGCGCGGAGCGGCGCGGCGCUCGGCAGGGCGCUGGCCGGCGGGGCCGCCGCCAGGCACUUGUCUUCUUGUGGUAUUCUGAUGACCAGAACUUCUCCUUUGCAAGUACCUGUAAUGAGCCAUACUUUUUCAAGAAAUUUCUUCAAUGUUGCCACACCACUAAUAAAUAAAAGAAAAGAAUAUUCUGAAAGAAGAAUAAUAGGGUAUUCCAUGCAGGAAAUGUAUGAAGUUGUUGCUGUUGUGGAGAAUUACAAACUCUUUGUUCCUUGGUGUAAAAAGUCAGACAUACUCUCGAAGCGGUCUGGGUACUGCAAAGCACAGCUAGAAAUAGGAUUCCCUCCUGUAGUAGAGAGAUACACAUCAAUUGUAACCCUAGUGAGACCACAUUUAGUUAAGGCCUCAUGCACAGAUGGAAAACUCUUUAAUCACUUGGAAACAGUGUGGCGUUUGAGCCCUGGUAUCCCUGGUUAUCCAAGGACAUGUACAUUGGAUUUUUCAAUUUCUUUUGAAUUUCGUUCACUUCUACACUCAAAACUUGCUACACUAUUUUUUGAUGAAGUUGUAAAGCAGAUGGUUGCUGCCUUUGAAAGAAGAGCAUCCAAACUCCAUGGCCCAGAAACCAGCAUCCCUCGGGAGCUGAUGCUGCAUGAAGUUCAUCAGACGUAAAGGGAAACUGUAACAACCACCUCACCUAUAAAUUUCUUUGUACAAAGUGCCAUGCUCCUCCUUUGGGGCAUCUAUUUCUUAUCUGAGCUGUGGGUGUGAUCUUACACUGUGCCAAACACACCUGCUCAGCUAGACAGAUAUAUAAUGUUCAAAAGCUGCAAUCAAGUGCAGCUUAAAGCCUUAUCAGUAACAGACACCUGGCAGCUCCUGUAAUCCAGGCUAUCUCAGGCUGCCGUUAAACGCCAAACGGCCCAAGCUCUGCCUUAGCCAAUUCUUAGCCAAGCUCCUGGGGUUUUUCAGCACUGUAACACAUUAACUCAACUUGGUGGGAACCAAACUUCACAGCAGCAGCUCAGCCAGCUCUGCCCAAGCAGAGGCCAACUGACACACGGGCUUCCCAGAGAAUGGCAGAGCUUGGCAACCACUGAGGAGUGGUGCUUUGAAUCCAAAUGAGUGGCAAAGGUAAGCUACUCCUGGCAUGACCAGCAACUGCCCUUGCACUUCCCCCUCAUUUUCAGGGAUGAAAUCCAUAAGGAGUACUGUAAUUUGAGUGCAGUAGUCUCAGCUAUAGCCAGUGGUUCCCAGUGGCCCUAUCUGGAAUUUGUAGUACAGUUGGCAGGCUGAACUUGUCCCUUUUACUCCUUCUGUUACACAUUGCACUUUGGUUACCUCCAUCUCAUCUAAUGCAAACAGAACACUUUAAAACAAGUGUUACCUCUGAGAACCAGUGCUGUCCUCCCUGGAGGCAGGGAACAAGAGGUCCUGCACUUCUCGCAGGCAAGCACAGCCAAAAGGCCAGCUGUCAGACAACCACACAAGAAAGCACCAAACCUUCAUUCUUCAAGGGUUUUCAGUACCAUACUCCCACUGUGAUAAUGCCAUCUUGAUUAAAUACGUGUUCAGUACGUCUAUUCCUGAAAUACCCUCUUCCCAGCCUCUGAAGAAACCAAGUGAAUAGGGUUGAACAGAUUCUAAAUCCUUACUUUAUACUGCCUUAUGUUACCAAAUUUCCUUACUGAAAUUAGGUGAAGCUUCAGGGCAGGUACUGAAGCUGGUCCUUUCUCUGCAGCAUAUAUAAUCCAUAUGGUUACUAGAGAAUGGCAUACUAAAUAACAUAGAAAAGUAUGUUUCAAAAUAAAGACAGCCCUGAAACAGUUUCA